CCAAGCUGGGUCAGAUCAGGAGAGCAGGUGAGAAUAUCCGUUAGCCAAGCUGAGGUCAGAUCAGGAGAGCAGGUGAAAACAUCCAUUAGACAAGCCGGGGUCAGAUCAGGAGAGCAGGUGAGAAUAUCCGUUAGCCAAGCCGAGGUCAGAUCAGGAGAGCAGGUGAGAAUAUCCGUUAGCCAAGCUGAGGUCAGAUCAGGAGAGCAGGUGAGAACAUCCGUU
This is a messenger RNA of Staurois parvus, 222 nucleotides long. NCBI's taxonomy places the organism in Eukaryota, Metazoa, Chordata, Amphibia, Anura, Ranidae. The record is from the annotation of a GenBank genome assembly.